Camellia sinensis is the source of this 2195-nucleotide messenger RNA. RefSeq names its product pyruvate kinase isozyme A, chloroplastic. NCBI's taxonomy places the organism in Eukaryota, Viridiplantae, Streptophyta, Magnoliopsida, Ericales, Theaceae. Gene Ontology annotation, biological process: glycolytic process. Gene Ontology annotation, molecular function: potassium ion binding; pyruvate kinase activity; magnesium ion binding. The record is from RefSeq and is a predicted model, not a curated record.
CAAAUCCCCACCUUUAUCUCUCCGUCUAUACAUACCCCACAGUGAGACAGCCAUAAAUACAAUCAACAAAUUCCCAAAUCAUCCAUUGUUUCGUACAAUUCACAUGCGAUUCAACACUUCCUAUAGCCGAAGAUCCCCAAUUUCUUCAUAUUUUCAAGCAACAAUGUCGCAAUCCCUCAAUUUCUCCAUAUCCUCGUCUCGGUCCCCGAACUCCACCAUUACAAGCCAAUCUCAUUCCAAACCCUACGUAUCCACUUUCAAUUUCCGCUUUCCUGCAAAAUUACUGCGUAAAUCGAUCUCAGCAUCGUGUUCAGGUCCAGAUUCAUCGUCGUCGUCGCCGGUGCUUCUCUCCGACAACGGCGGAGCAGCGGCGGUGGCGUCGGAGUACAAUUGGUCGAGCUCGAUUGAGGUGGAUGCGGUGACGGAGGCGGAGCUGAAGGAGAACGGGUUUCGGAGCACGAGGCGGACGAAGCUAAUUUGCACCAUCGGACCCGCCACGUGUGGGUUCGAGCAGCUGGAGGCAUUGGCUGUGGGAGGGAUGAAUGUGGCUCGGAUCAACAUGUGUCACGGCACACGGGACUGGCACCGGAUGGUGAUCGAGCGGGUGAGGAGGUUGAACGAAGAGAAAGGUUAUGCUGUUGCUGUCAUGAUGGAUACUGAAGGGAGUGAGAUUCACAUGGGUGACCUCGGUGGUGCUCCAUCAGCAAAAGCCGAGGAUGGUGAGAUAUGGACUUUCAGUGUUCGAGCUCUUGAUUCACCUCGCCCAGAGCGCACUAUCAAUGUCAACUAUGAUGGUUUUGCCGAAGAUGUGAAAGUGGGGGAUGAACUCCUAGUGGAUGGUGGGAUGGUGAGGUUUGAGGUGAUUGAGAAAAUUGGUCCGGAUGUCAAGUGCCAGUGUACUGAUCCUGGACUUUUGCUCCCUCGGGCUAAUCUGACUUUUUGGCGGGAUGGAAGCUUGGUGCGGGAAAGUAAUGCCAUGCUCCCUACUAUUUCGUCCAAGGAUUGGUUGGACAUUGAUUUUGGGAUCACAGAGAACGUUGAUUUUAUUGCAAUAUCAUUUGUCAAGUCGGCUGAAGUGAUUAAUCAUCUGAAAAGUUAUAUUAAAGCACGGUCUCGUGAUGGUGAUGUUGCAGUUAUUGCAAAGAUAGAGAGUAUUGACUCGUUGCAGAACUUAGAGGAGAUCAUUCAAGCAUCAGAUGGAGUUAUGGUAGCAAGAGGUGAUCUGGGUGCCCAGAUUCCACUAGAACAGGUUCCCUCAGCCCAGCAAAAGAUUGUUCAGCUGUGCAGGGAACUAAAUAAGCCUGUUAUUGUUGCUUCUCAACUGCUUGAAUCUAUGAUUGAGUACCCCACGCCCACAAGGGCUGAAGUGGCUGACGUUUCUGAAGCAGUUAGGCAACGAGCAGAUGCUUUAAUGCUCUCAAGUGAGUCAGCAAUGGGCCAGUUCCCUGAGAAGGCAUUGACAGUUUUGAGAAGUGUUAGUUUGAGAAUUGAGAGGUGGUGGAGGGAAGAGAAACGCUAUGAAGCUAUGGAACUACCAGUUAUAGCAUCUUCUUUUGCGGACAGUAUUUCAGAGGAGAUUUGCAAUUCUGCUGCUGAGAUGGCUAACAAUUUGGAGGUGGAUGCACUCUUUGUUUACACAAAGGCAGGACACAUGGCAUCUCUCCUUUCACGUUGCCGACCUGACUGCCCAAUCUUUGCUUUCACAACCACAACAUCUGUACGGAGGCGUCUGAACCUGCAGUGGGGUCUUAUACCUUUCCGCCUGAACUUCUCCGAUGACAUGGAAAGCAACCUAAACAGAACUUUCUCCUUGCUCAAGUCCCGGGGAAUGAUCAAAUCAGGUGAUCUUGUCAUUGCUGUCUCUGAUAUGUUGCAAUCCAUUCAAGUUAUGAAUGUCCCAUAAGAACAUGUAUUGUGUGUUCUAGUUCCAAGUCUUGUUUGGGCCCAUAUUAAUGUUAUUUAGAUUGCUUCUUCUACUGCUGUUAGUAAAAAAAUUUAUAGAAAUUAAUCUUGAGCCCGCCCUGUUUUUUGUGUUCAAUAGUCAGAUCUUUUUUCCGGCAAUCUUAAAACUCAACCUACUUUAGGUUCUAAGGUAUCUUAUGCAUUGUAAUUUUGUCCUUUUUGUUACAUCUGCCCAAAUGUAGCUUAUGUACUCAGAUAUUUUUAUUCAAUUAGAAAUCUCUAUUGCUUACGAA